CAAAAAGAUCCUCCCGUCUACAAACAUUUGAGCCCCAAGACUCAAGCUUUUCUCCGAGCAUCCGCAUCCCACAGAGCCGAAGCCGCAAGACUCAACACCGACACCAUGACUACCGAACAGACCUUCAUUGCCAUCAAGCCCGAUGGUGUCCAGCGUGGACUCGUCGGUCCCAUCAUCUCCCGCUUCGAGGCCCGCGGCUUCAAGCUUGCUGCCAUCAAGCUUGUGACCCCUUCCAAGGAGCACCUUGAGGCUCACUACGCCGAUCUGUCCUCCAAGCCCUUCUUCCCCGGACUCAUCAAGUACAUGAGCAGCGGACCCAUCUGCGCUAUGGUUUGGGAGGGCCGUGAUGCUGUCAAGACCGGUCGCACUCUCCUCGGUGCCACCAACCCUCUGGCUUCCGCCCCUGGCACAAUCAGAGGCGAUUUCGCCUUGGACGUCGGAAGAAACGUCUGCCACGGCAGCGACAGCGUCGAGAACGCCAAGAAGGAGAUUGCUCUCUGGUUCAAGGAGGGUGAGGUUAUCUCAUGGAAGAGCGCCCAGCACGACUGGAUCUACGAAUAA
Messenger RNA from Amorphotheca resinae ATCC 22711, 561 nucleotides. RefSeq lists its product as hypothetical. Gene Ontology annotation, molecular function: nucleoside diphosphate kinase activity. The record is from RefSeq and is a predicted model, not a curated record. Lineage: Eukaryota; Fungi; Ascomycota; Leotiomycetes; Helotiales; Amorphothecaceae. The transcript has 7 exons. Gene Ontology annotation, biological process: UTP biosynthetic process; CTP biosynthetic process; GTP biosynthetic process. The coding region runs from base 106 to 561 and encodes 151 amino acids.